This is a messenger RNA of Brachypodium distachyon (stiff brome), 3937 nucleotides long. RefSeq lists its product as uncharacterized. The coding region runs from base 281 to 3358 and encodes 1025 amino acids. The transcript has 4 exons. Lineage: Eukaryota; Viridiplantae; Streptophyta; Magnoliopsida; Poales; Poaceae. The record is from RefSeq and is a predicted model, not a curated record.
GCUUUUGGUUGAGAAAAGAAAACAAGUGUAGCAAAGCACACUCGCACACAAGGAAGGAAUACCAGCAUAUGCAUGUGCCACCAGUCAUGCCCGUGUAUGACUUCAACUUACUAGUUUCAUCGAUCGUGACCCUCAUCUAGCCAGCUAAGUUCUGUAAGCUCGCCAAGAUUGAAUUCGACGCGCUUGGAAAGCAAGAUCGAGCCAUGGGUUAGAGUUUUCAAGUCUGUCGACAUGGAUCUUGGCCCUGGAGAUUAAUUGAUCCAGCAACCAAUUUGUCAUCAUGGCUCCACAGGAGAUUGAGAUUCAGGCAAGAAACAUUGAUGCUGCAGCAGGAGAGAUAAUUGAUGUUCUGGAGGAUACAAACCAAGGAAAUAUGAUCUACUUCAGGGGCUGGGGUGGAUUGGGAGCAUCCGCUGUUCUCAAUCUGGUAGCCCAACGCCUGAAAUCAUCCAAAAGACCGAACAAGUUUGACAAGAUUAUCCAUGUGGAUUGCUCUGUGUGGAAAAGCAUGAGGGCUCUGCAGAAGACGAUUGCGGAGGAGCUACAGCUUCCGCACUCAGUGAUGGCUAUCUUUGAUCAGUGCAACGAGGAUGAUGAUUUCAAUGGGACGGAUCAAGGGUCCAGAGGGGUGAUAUCACAUAUCAGAAGGGAAAUAUUCAGAAAGCUUGUUAACAAUACAUUUGUGGUGGUGUUUCACAAUGGGAGCAGAAGAUACAUUGAUUUGUAUGAGUGUGGUGUCCCAGUAAUAUCACUUAUGAGUAACAAGGUGCUGUGGACCUGGCACGGGAGGUUUCGGCUCGGACUGGAACUAGAAGACGGAGAACAGGAAAAGAUGAAGAUGCAGACAGAUGUUGAUCUCCGUACUUCUCUUGGUUCUGAAUUUACGGAUAAAGAGCUGCGGAGGGGUCUAAUGCGUGAAGAGGCCGAGGAGGUUGCCAAAUGCACAGGGAUUGUUGAUCCUGACUACAUGGACCAAAAUGUAGUCAAGCAGUGCUUCUGGUACGCAUUUGUAGUAAAAGGCUUGGCUUCUUUUAGUGGCAUUGACUUGGGUACCCAUGUAUCCAGCUAUUGGAUCUGCGAUGGGAUACUACAAGGCCAAGGCGAUACAUCAGCAUGGGAGAUUGGCGAUCGUCUGCAUAGAAACAUGUUGUUGGUCACUUGGGAUGAGAUAAUUGAUAACUUAACGGACGAACUUUAUCCUGAUACUGCUGACUUUGAAGAUAAGCGCUGGGAAUUCACCACACACAAAGAACUGCUGCAGGAUCAUGCUCGUGUGCUGCCUCCGGAGGCAACAUCCUUCUUCCUUUAUGCAGAAGAAUCACCAAUAAAUACAGUACCAGUAUUAUUGCCAGUUAGCCUGUUCCAACAUUCACAAAGCAGCAAGCUGCGUGUGUUGCAUCUGUCCUGUUGCAGCUUCAGUUUUACAUCUCCUCCCUUCCUCGGUUGCAGCCAACUAAGAUUGCUACAUCUCGACCAUUGCACAGACAUGACAGUUCAGGAGCAUCCAAGCAACGAAAACAUAUUAUGUUUCCACAAGCUAUGGGUGCUGAGCCUGACGCACACAGAAUGGUACUGGCUGUUAUCAGAGAAAAUGAAGAGAUCAAUGGUUGACCUAAGGGAGUUGAAUGUGGAGGGAGUCAAGUACGGGAGCGUAAGUGAUUUGUGUCGUGGUAGCCUUAGCCUUGUCAUGCUCCGAGUAACGGAGGACCAAGACACAACUAAUCAAGAACCCCCCAAUAUGUCCAAUGCAAACAAUGUUGUGACAUCUAACUUGGACAACGAAGUUCUGUCUCCAUCUCUUGAGUCAUUUAGCUUCAUUCAGAAAGCUCAAACUGCUGCCAAGAUAUCUAGCAUCUCCUUCCGGGGUUGUUCUCGGUUGAAGAAUAUACUACUCAGAGGAUAUUUGGGAAGCCUCGAGGAGCUUGACCUCUCGGGCACAACAGUUAAAACCCUCGACCUCAGAGAAGUGGAAGCUCCAAACCUCAAGCGUCUCAUCCUGCUGGGCUGCGAGAAGCUGUGUGCAAUAUUAUGGCCACCAGAAAACAAAAAGACACGUGUUUUGAAAGUGCUGCACAUCAACACCAUACAAUCUGCAUCACCUAGUGAACCUAAUCGUGAAGAGAGUACCAAGGAGGCUAGUGCUGUUACAAGAUCAUUAUCUAUCCAUAAUGUUGCUACUACACAACAAGGCAUCGGUCAAACAGCACCCUUUGACUUUAAUUGGUACAUCUCUGUAAGGGAUGUAAGGCUCCUCAGGUCAAUUGUGCCACUGGAAAACUAUGUCAGGCCAGUCUUUGUAUAUAUGGAAAUGGAUUCACCUCCUACAAGUAGUAUUUCUGGUGGUGGUAGCAAAGUUGCUCAAGGAAUCGGUAGCCUGAAACAGCCUGAUAAAUAUUUAUAUGCAAGUGAUGCCAUCUUUCGAGGCCACCUCGAGGCCGGUGCUGGUAAUGAAGGUGCAAUCAGCUGGAUGUGGGCUUGCCCAACUAGCCCGACUCCAACAGGCCAAGACUGGUAUGUUCACAUGCAAGAUGAAGUGGAGAUGAAGAGCAGAUUAUUACAGCAGCCAGGCCCAGGAAGCACCGAAGAAACUAUUAGUAGUACUGCCUUGAUCCCUGCUUUCAUAUGCGAUAGUGCUCGGAUGAUGCACGUGUAUGACAGCUUUGCCAUCACUUGCAUCCCUUGCAAACAUAGUUCGGAUUGGAGGUGGCUUAAAUGGUGCCGAGUCGAGAGAUGCCCAAAGCUACACGUUGUCUUUCCAACUCCCCAGAAAAGUUAUAAUGUGAACAUCUAUAUCAGGUUAGAAUUAUUCUGGGCAUCCCAGCUCCCGAUGGCUUGCUACAUCUGGAACUGGAAUACAACAACUCAACCUGGUUGGCGAUCUUUUCAAAACCUAGUAUUCUUGCACCUGGACAAUUGUCCUAGGCUCAUACAUGUGCUCCCCUUGUCUAAGUAUAUGGCCACCUUGCCUAACCUGGAGACACUAGAGAUCGUGUGUUGCGGUGAUCUCAGGGAGGUCUUCCCUUUGGACCCUAAGCGCCAGGGGAAGCGAAAAAUUAUAGAAUUUCCCAAACUAAGGCGCAUUCACAUGUACGAGCUUCCCAAGCUGCAGCAUAUCUGCGGUAGCAGGAUGUCCGCGCCCAACCUGGAGACCAUCGUGGUUAGGGGAUGUUGGAGCCUCAGGCGCUUGCCGGCCGUCAGCGGCAACACCGCCAAGCGGCCGAAGGUCGAUUGCGAGAAGGACUGGUGGGACAACCUGGACUGGGAAGGGAUGGAGGCAAACCAGGACCAUUCACUAUACGAGCUGACCCACUCGAAGUACUACAAGGCCCAACUGUCGAGAGGCGCUCUACUCAGGUGAAAGGUAAUCAAUCCAUUUCAUGAGUUGAUGCUCGCGUAGGCAUGGACAUGCUGUAACAGAUAAGCUAGAAAGCUGAUGUCUUCUCUGCAGUCUAUGGUUGUGUGUGGCUUUCCUUGCUUAGUCUUGCUUGAUUGGCCUGCGUGUACCCUGCAUCCGCACUGCCAUGGUAUGUUUCUUUGCAAGUGCACCGACCACCGAUCGACCUGCACUGUCAUGGUGCGGUGGUGCAUGUGUCUUUUAGUUUGGUUUGAUUUGGAUUGGUUUGGUUUGUGGGUCAGCUUUGCUCGAUCGAUCAAGAUAUGCAUCAAAGUUUCUAUCAUCUGGUUGGAUAUAUGAUGACUGAGCAAGCAGCUUUGAGCAAGAGAGAAAUAAAUAAGAGAGCCCGUUCAGCUUGUGAAACAUGGGCACCCUGCUUUGCUCAUGCUGCUGCUGUGCUCUCCCCUGUAUGUGUUGUGGUGUGCUAUUCCUCAGCAAUGGACUUAUUGUUGUAAUAUGCUUUAUCUAUUUCUCCGACUUUGAUAUAAAUGAUGAUGAAAAUUUCUGUAUGCCAUAUAUAAUCCAUUGCUUCAGUUUUCCUUC